This is a messenger RNA of Zea mays, 2530 nucleotides long. RefSeq lists its product as uncharacterized. The record is from RefSeq and is a predicted model, not a curated record. Bases 644 to 2194 code for a protein of 516 amino acids. NCBI's taxonomy places the organism in Eukaryota, Viridiplantae, Streptophyta, Magnoliopsida, Poales, Poaceae. The transcript has 10 exons.
AUCCCUUAACCCACCAGAAAAACACAAGGCGACCUGCACUAGACCAUUAGAAGAACCUUUUUUGCCCAUGGCCGGAGUCCCUGACUCCCUGCUGCGGCUGGGGCAAGCGGCUAGGGUUCUGCCGGUUCUUCAAACGCGCGUGACAUUGACCUGUACCAUCUCCCGCUUCUUUAUCCUACUCCCACCCUCUCCGAUGAUUUACAUGCCGCGCCUUUGCGGGGCAGGAAAGCAGACGGAUCAACACGCUUCCUCAGCGCCAUACGCACACACAGGGGACAGAGGUCCUCUCGCUGCCAUUUCUCUAAUCGCAUGCACAUCACGUUCUCGCGUGGAGGAUAUGUCUUGCCUUGCAUUCGCCAUUGCGGAUUGCAGGCAGAGGGAGGCAGCUGAGGAUUAAUUCAGGCUGCCUCUGGCUGCUCGUCUGCUCGCUCGCCUGUCCGCUUCAAAAUUGACGCCCGUGACCUUUGGUAAAAGCGAGAGCUUUCUUCUUAGCAUUAUCCGCUGGGAAAUAAAGAGAGUGCGGGAGACAGUUGGAGGCCGUUCGGUUGCUGGAUCGUUUGACAAGGUUCUUGAAGGUUGCUGAUUCUGCAAGGUGCGACUCGAAUUUUCUUGCGCAGCCUAGCUAGCUAGGCGAGGGCGGCCAAUGGGUUCCUGCGUGUCGUCGACGAGGCACCGGCGGCGGCCGAGGAAGCUGUCGGUCGCGGCGAGGAAGAUCCGGCGGAAGGUGUGCACGGCGAUCGCCGACGCGCCCAUCAUCUGCGGCGCGGCGAGCUGCCUCGCCCGGCACGGGGUCGUCCACGUGGAGGCGCCGGACUCCAGCGUCACCCUGCACCUCACCAAGCUGCAGUGGCAGCGCAGCCAGACGGACGCCGGGAACGUGAUUUGCGAGGAAGCAUGGUACGAUUCUGUCAGCAUCCUGGAGUCACCGGACUCCGACGACGAUCUCGACAACGAUUUCGCUAGCGUCAGCGGAGACCCUCUCCCUGAUGUCACCGGCGGCUCAAAUGCACAACAGUGCAAGGACGCGGCGUGCUUCUUGGACACCAUGCAGCUCCUCAGGAGCAUUGCAAACGCGGAAGCCUGUGACCGAAGGGAACAGCCUGACAAGAGCGAUGACUCGAACGGCGAGGAGUGCUGCAGUAGCAGCACACUGAAGGAGCUUCAGGCCGCAAUGUCGCCGCGGCCGUUCCCGGCGUCGAUUCCGAGCAACAAGGUCCAGCCGAUGCCGAUCGCUGGUGCCAGCCCGCACCAGCAGCAGCAGAAGAAGAAAACGGCCGUGGUCAGGCUCUCGUUCAGGACAAGGUCAUACGAGGGCGACGAGAUGACCGAAACGAGUGGUUCUGCGAAUUACUUGUACCGCCCAAGGGCAGGUUUCACGGUGCCGUGUUGUUCCACGGGCGAGAAGCUGUCGGAAGGUUGCUGGUCGGUUCUUGAGCCAUCGACGUUCAGGGUCCGAGGGGAGAGCUUCUUCAAAGACAAGAGGAAAUACCCGGCCCCAGACUGCUCCCCUUACACCCCCAUUGGAGCAGACAUGUUCGCCUACACGAGAAAGAUUCAUCACAUUGCGCAGCACCUCUCGCUUCCGUCUCUCAAGACACACGAAGCCUUUCCUACCCUCCUCAUUGUGAACAUUCAGCUGCCCACAUACCCUGCUACAGUGUUUGGCGACAACGACGGCGACGGGAUAAGCCUAGUUCUGUAUUUCAAGUUAUCUGACAGUUUUGACAAGGAGAUCUCUCCUCAAUUGCAGGACAGCAUCAAGAGGCUUAUGAAUGAUGAGAUGGAAAAGGUGAAGGGAUUUGCAGUAGACAGCAUUGUGCCCUACACAGAGAGGCUGAAAAUCCUGGCUGGUCUGGCAAACCCUGAAGACCUGCAGCUGAGCACGGCAGAGAGGAAGCUCGUGCAGACUUACAAUCAGAAGCCUGUGCUAUCUCGCCCACAACACAAAUUCUACAAGGGCCCAAAUUACUUUGAGAUCGAUCUCGAUGUGCAUCGGUUCAGCUUCAUAUCGCGGAAAGGGCUCGAGACAUUACGGGAGCGGCUCAGGCAUGGCGUUCUUGAUCUUGGUCUAACUAUUCAGGCACAAAAGGCUGAGGAGCUGCCAGAGCAUGUCUUGUGCUGCAUGAGGCUGAACAAGAUCGACUUCGCCGACAACGGGCAUAUACCGACGCUGAUAACUGCAGCUGACGAGUAAAUCUGUCGUGUUACUGUAGGGCACUAACUUUCAGGAAAAAGCAAAAGAGACUAGAGUGUGGUUCGUAGAUGUUCUUGAGAUGCUGUUGUAUAGAGCGGCAGAUAGUUGUAGGAACUAACUCAAGUUUGAGAUGCUGUUGUAUAGAGCGGCAAAUACUUGUUGAUCGUUGCUCCAAAAGAGGAGGGGGGAAAAAGACAUUGCAGCAGGCUGCAUUCUGAACUCUGAAGAAGUGAAGAUGUAUAUGCAUGCCUGUGUUUUCUUUUCUUUUUUUUGAAACGGAAUACAUGUCUGUGUUUUCAAUUCGUAUAUGCACAUAGUACGCAAUAUCUUGGUUUA